Messenger RNA from Verticillium dahliae VdLs.17, 1023 nucleotides. RefSeq lists its product as uncharacterized. Lineage: Eukaryota; Fungi; Ascomycota; Sordariomycetes; Glomerellales; Plectosphaerellaceae. The coding region runs from base 1 to 1023 and encodes 340 amino acids. The transcript has a single exon. The record is from RefSeq and is a predicted model, not a curated record.
AUGCCUGGCCUCACGAUAUCCACUGACUCCGUGUCCCCACGCACGACAGCCACACCAUUCGAGGCACAACAAGCACAUGCCCAGGCUCAGACUCAAGGCCGACCUCAGGCGCAGGCGCCACCGACAGUGCCGUCAACAGCAAACCCAUUAGGCAGCGCGCCACAAUCACAAUCCCGUUCAACCUCGCCAGUGCGGCCCCCAAUCAGUCCCAUAACACCAACACUCCCCGCGACCGAGCUUCCGCCGCUCCCAAACCCGCAACAACUCCCGCCCCCUGCCUCCUCAGCCGCAUCCUUUUCCGCAGGUCGCCAGACAUUCACCCACAACCAACCCGUGCCCGACGCCGCAGCGACGGCCAUCCCCCCACCGCGCCCCGAACCGAUCGACUUUGACGCGAACCCCGACGUCCUGGCCCUCAAGUCCGCCAUAUCCAUCCUGCAGCUCCAGCGCCAGAGGGCGGCCAACGACAUACGUGCUCUCGGCGCGGCAAAAGAUGCCGCUGCCGCCGAUCCCGAAGCGUUCCUCGCCGACCUGACCGCCAACAAGAUCCGCGGCCAGCAAGACCCCCUCUUCCCCACGGCGCAGGCGCACGACUCCUCAUCCUCCGAGGACGAGAGCGACGAUGACGACGACUCUGAAGCCGCGCCUCCAGGCGACGUGCCGCUGACAGGUGGAUCCGCCGUCGACGGGGGCCCGCCACGGCAGCCGAAGCCCAAGUCGAAAGCCAAGAGCGCCGAACCGCCGAAGCCGUGGAAGAACCUGCCGCGUCCGCAAAAUGUUGUUCGGUGUCCGCCCAUCAACUGGGCGCAGUACGCUGUCGUCGGCGACUCGCUCGACAAGCUACAUGCCGAGCAGCGGGCCCGCCCGAACCAGGGCCAGCCAGCCGUCGUGGGGUCCGAUGGCGCCUUUGAAUUCAAAGGCAGCACCGACGGGAAUAGGGCGGACUUUGUGGGCGUUGCGGCACCGUAUAUGCCCGGCCGGGAUAAACUGGACACAAAGAAGCCACGGGGUGGCCGGCGCUGA